Molecule: messenger RNA, 1079 nt
Organism: Andrographis paniculata
Lineage: Eukaryota; Viridiplantae; Streptophyta; Magnoliopsida; Lamiales; Acanthaceae
Product: heterodimeric geranylgeranyl pyrophosphate synthase small subunit, chloroplastic-like
Exons: 1
Coding region: 95-994 (299 amino acids)
Molecular function (GO): prenyltransferase activity
Source: RefSeq, a predicted model, not a curated record
UCUAUGUAUAUAGCUAUACAACAUAACUAUAUAUACACACACAUAUAUAUAUAUAUAACAAUUUCUCAACCUUAAUUCAGCUAGCAUUGUGAUCAUGGCCUCCCCUGGCCUCUGUUACUUCAAUUCUUCAUUACCAAAUUUGAAUUCGACUCGUAUUUUUGCUCGUUCUAACAAUCCUAAAAAUGUGGUCGUUGAAAGUGCUCGAUCUUAUUGGACAUCGAUGGAGUCCGAAAUCGAAGCCUAUCUAAAGAAGGCCGCCUUAUCAAUCAGAUCGCCGGAGUCGGUCUCGGAGCCCAUGCACCACCUCACCUUCGCAGCGGCUCCCAGGACCACCGCUCCUGCUCUGUGCCUCGCAGCAUGCGAGCUCAUGAGCGCCAAGCCCGGCCCGAGCCCGAGCCCGGCUGUAUUGGCUGCGGCGACGGCGAUACAUCUGGUGCAUGCCGCAGCGCACGUGCACGCCCACCUACGGCGGACCGGAGUGGGACACAGAUUUGGUCCCAACGUGGAGCUUUUAAUAGGAGACGGGAUGGUCCCGUUGGGGAUGGAAUUGUUGAGGAGGUCCAUGGACCCUGAGGACCCCAACGGUAAUGGUGAUCUGAUUCUGAGAGUGAUGGCGGAAAUUGCUAGGGCCGGCGGCGCGCGGGGGGUGGUGGAUGGGGUUUACUCGUCGGACAUCGCACGUGUGUGUGGCGAGCUUCACGCGUGCGGGGCCGCCUGUGGAGCCAUAUUGAGCGGGGCGGCGGACCACGAGGACGUGGAGCGCCUGAGAAGGUUCGGACGCUAUGUCGGGAUGGCUCAGGGGAGUAGACAGAAGAAGAGAAGUGAGUCGGAAUAUGAAUGUGAAUGUGAAUAUGCUGCAUUGGCACGUCGGGAGAUUGAGUGGUUUCAGGAUAGGAAGAAGAUACAUAUUGCAGACCUCAUGAUCGACGCCAUUAUUGACCUCAGCUAUAAUAUGGAUGAUUAUUAUUUAGACAGGGUCUGGAAUAUUAAUUAGAUUAUUGUAUAUAUAUAUAUAUAUAUAUAUAUUCUCAUCUACGUUGGACUCUGGUUUACGGAUAUAUAUGAUUGAUGAUUGCAUU